GCUCUGCGGCGUGGAGACAGUGAGGGGAGAGGAGAGGAAAAUGACUGGUUGGGGGGUCUGCUGAGGGACAAACGCAUCGCCAUCAUCUUUUUAAAAGGAAAGAGAAAUCCUGCAGCCACUUUUCAAUGAACUAACACUCAAAGGACAUAGGUGAGACUAGAAGAGAGAGGGAUAAGUGAAUCUGUCAGAGAGGAGUGGGCUUGUUUUUUCUGAUCUCAGCUUCUAGAAAUGACUCAAACAAAGGAUACCAGGGAAGGAGAGGAAAAGUGAUGCAGGAGGAUGAGUGACAUCUGGAUGAAUCGCGGAGCUUUCUUCUGAUUGUUUUCCUUUUAUUUUGGAGGGGUGGGGGGUAUAAAUCCCAUCUGAGCUUAUAAAAAAUACCACUUUUCAGAUCAUUUAAAUUUCACCCCAGAGGAAAAACUAGUCUGAUGAACUUCCAUGGUCCAAGAUUAUCGGAUAUGAAUAUCAGCUUUGAAUUUGUUUACUAAUUUAGAUUUUGCGGAAUUUAUUGGAAUCAUAAUUAAACAUGGCCAUAAACACGGACACCGACUUCCUGAAGUCCAACCUGAGCAGUGAGGGUGGAGGAGGCGCGCCGCCUGCGGACUUCCAGGAGACGGAGAAACUCCUGGCGGUGACCACCGAGCCCAGUGGCGUGAAAAUGUCCACUUCAUUCACCAGGAACAUGGAUGGAGACAAAACCCUGGAGGCUGACCAGAAUGGCCACAGCGUGGCGUUGAGGUCGGGCUCUGUGGGACAGCUGGCCGCCACAGCACCCCUGUCCCCGUCCAAGGCCAGCCUGAGCCGCUCCUCCACCGGGAAUGCUGGGGUCCAGGAGACCCCGAGGCCCCGGGAUUACCUCAUCCUGGUCAUCAUCUCCUGCUUCUUCCCAGUUUGGCCCGUUAGCAUCGUUGCACUGGUGUACUCUGUCAUGUCCAGGAACAGUCUCCAGAAUGGGGAUGUAGAUGGGGCCAGGAGGCUGGGUCGUCUGGCUCGUCUGUUAAGUAUCGUCUCUAUUAUCCUGGGACUGCUCAUCAUCAUAGUCUACGUCUCCGUUCAUUUCACUGGAAAUCACUAACCUGGAGAAGAUGAAAAAACAACAUCAAAGCCAAAAAAACAGAUGCACUGAAGAAAGACUUAAACAUUUACUCCAUUUUGCAUCCCCACCAUGGCCAACUUCAGAUAGCAUUUAAAAGAAACAACCACGUCGUGAGAGAUUCAACAAGUAAACAAAUUAGAAAUUAUAUCACUGAAAGAUGCAUGCAUUAGACUUCAGUAACGUUUGCCUGAUGAAAAUAUCCUGCAGUAAACUUCUGAGGAGAGAAGUUCACCAGGGGAGGAGCUGAAGUGUCUGUGUUUUCCUGCAGAACGAGGACUUUUCAGAAAUGAAGACUUGUAUAAGUGGCGAGAAUGAAUGAUGGACUUUUUUACGUCUGCCACGAGGCUUCUUGGGGGGGAAAAAAAUCAGAAUUGGUCUUUAAACAUGAGAGAGCUUGUAUAACCCUCGUAUAUUAUUGAACAUCUUGCAUUCAAAGCAUUUACAAUUUAAAAUGUAUAUUUAAAUGCUGAUAAAAUAUAUAAAGUAGACGUACCUUUUUUAAAGAUGUUUGUAAGCAAUGCUGGGUUUGUUGAGACCGUCCCGCCGGCUGAACGUCAGCACCUGGAGUAUCAGUGGACGUUAGUGAAACGGUGCCGGGACACGGUUCUUACGUUUCCUCAUGAUUAAUGAGACCAACUGCAUGCCUGAAUGUUAAUAACAAAUAUCCUGCCUUCUUUUGAACUGUUGUUUCAUAUCUUAAGGGAGUAACAUUUGCACAUAGACAUUUUUUGUGUACAUUUAGCAGAAUCACUCCCAUUUCUCAUCAAGAUUUGAUUUAAUUGAGCAAAAACAGAAAAAGAAAGCCAAUAUUUGCAUCUUUUUUAAACGUUACCUUCAUCUUUACAUCCUUUUUAAAAUAUUUUUCCUGUGAGACCUACGGGCAUUGUUUCUUCACUACCAUUCCUACAUCGCACUGACUGUUAAAAGCCAUUGUUUCACUGAAUGUCUUUCCUCCUUGUAUUCUAAUGUAAUGUAUUUAUACAGGAACAUCUACCCACUAUGUCUGCAUGCGAUGAGCCAAACAGGCCGAUGUGCACUUAUUUUUGUAAAUGAACAAGUAUGUCAGUUUGAGUGAGAUAAAAAGGUCUUUAAAGGAGAUUAUUUAAAAUCCAAGCACGAAUCAAUAAGGUUGGGAGUAAACUCUGUGUUGAGUUCUCUGAUAGACCACAGUGAGGCAGUAGCAUUACUUCAAGAUUUUUGUUGUUGUUUUGUUGAUUUUUAAGGGCCCAUUUAGACAAAAUGCAUUCAGCUGGUUGCCAUUUGUUGAGUUCUAAUGGUUUCGGUCACUACUGCAGCUCCGCCCUCUCGGUCUGCCAGGCAACGCCUACUAAUGUUGCAUUUUUCAAAAUUGAUAUUUGGGUGGAGGACUCUGAGGCAGGGUUGACAACCCCUUUAAGGGCUUUUACAAAUAAAAACAUCAGCUACACACGGUAGCUAAUGUGAUCCUAGUCCAAAACUGAACCGUGUCAAAGAUUAGCACUUUAAUCACCGUGAUUUCUGAAACCGUUCCAGUCUGCAGCUGUAUAGAAAGAUUAGUGCAUCCACACAUCAGAAGACCCCCACGUUUACUGACCUGCAGCUCUUCUUCUGUGGUCCUGGUGUCCAACCCACGCUCUGCUGUCAGUGAAACGCUUACUUUGACCUUUAUAUUUGGUUGGUUCAUUUCCACUCUGCUGUAUGUGACUGUUCUCAUCAGCUCUGUGCUGUACUUUCUGCAUGUCAGGAAUAAAUGUUACCAUGCAUGGCCCAA
Molecule: messenger RNA, 2846 nt
Organism: Nothobranchius furzeri (turquoise killifish)
Lineage: Eukaryota; Metazoa; Chordata; Actinopteri; Cyprinodontiformes; Nothobranchiidae
Gene: trarg1a
Product: trafficking regulator of GLUT4 (SLC2A4) 1a
Cellular component (GO): membrane
Source: RefSeq, a predicted model, not a curated record